Messenger RNA from Oreochromis niloticus (Nile tilapia), 1935 nucleotides. RefSeq names its product zinc finger protein 708-like. Lineage: Eukaryota; Metazoa; Chordata; Actinopteri; Cichliformes; Cichlidae. Gene Ontology annotation, cellular component: nucleus. The transcript has 6 exons. The record is from RefSeq and is a predicted model, not a curated record. Gene Ontology annotation, biological process: regulation of gene expression. The coding region runs from base 1 to 1935 and encodes 644 amino acids.
AUGAUUAAAGCACAGGUAGAUCUGAGAGCGAGAAGUCAGCGCUCUCAGGAGGCCGACAAACCUCACAGAAGAAAGGGAGAGAAGAAAUACAGCUGUGACGAUUGUGGGAAAGAUUUUACUGUGAAAGCUUCACUAAAACAGCAUCAGGUCAUCCACACUGGAGAGAGACCGUUCAGCUGUGGCGACUGUGGAAAGUCUUUUUCCUCAGCUUCAUACUUAAAAAAACACCAGGUCAUCCACAGUGAAGUUAAAGCGUACAGCUGUGAUCAGUGUGGAAAGAAUUUUACUUGGAAGGUUUCACUAAAAAUGCAUCAGGUCAUCCACACUGGAGAAAGACGGUUCAGCUGUGGCGACUGUGGAAAGUGUUUUACCCAGUCUGGAAGCUUAAAAGCACACCAGGCCAUCCACACUGGAGAGAGGCCAUACAAGUGUGAUAUUUGUGGAAGGUCUUUUUCCUCAGCUUCAUACUUAAAAACACACCAACUCAUCCACAGUGGAGUUAAAGCGUACAGCUGUGAUCAGUGUGGAAAGAAUUUUACUUGGAAGAUUUCGCUUAAAAUGCAUCAGGUCAUCCACACUAGAGAGAGACCGUUUAUCUGUGACUUAUGUGGAAAGUCUUUUACCCAGUCUGGAAGCUUAAAAGCACACCAAGUUAUCCACACUGGAGAGAGACCGUUCAGCUGUGAUGACUGUGGAAAGUCUUUUACCCAGUCUGGAAGCUUAAAAGCACACCAGGUCAUCCACACUGGAGAGAGGCCAUACAACUGUGACAUUUGUGGAAAAACUUUCAGCCGGAUAGACAGCCGAAAUACACACCUACGCAUUCACACCGGACAUGAUGUGUACAGCUGUGAUCAGUGUGGUAAACUAUGUUUAACAGGCACACAGUUACAACGCCACAUGUUUACCCACUCUGAGGAGAGACCUUAUAAAUGUGACCUGUGUGAGAAGACUUUUAAAGCUCCACGUAACCUGAAAGAACACAGACAGAUCCACACCAGAAAGAGACUCUACAAGUGCAGUUACUGUGAGAAGCAGAGCGACACAGAUGGAUCCAGUUCUCAGCCCUGUCAUCACUGUGGUGGUGGGAAAGACUUUCGUUGUUACCUUUGUGGAAAAAUUUUCAGCCAUCAAAAGACCCUAAAAAUACAUCAACGUAGACACACUGGAGACAAAAUGAACUACUGCAAAGAAUGUGGGAGAGGCUUCACCAGACCAAAGGACUUAAAACAGCAUGAACUCAUUCACAGUGGGGUUAAAAAGCACGUCUGUGAUCAGUGUGGGUCAUCCUUCACCCUUGCAAGUGGCCUUAAAACACACAAACGUGUCCACACAGGAGAGAAACCAUACAAGUGUAGACACUGUGACAAAAGCUUCUCACAAACAGGUAGUCGUAACGAUCAUGAACGUACACACAUGGAAGAGAACUUCAGCUGUGACCAGUGUGACAAGAUCUUCAGGAGUUUCAGUUCCUAUUCCAAACACAAACGAUCCCACGCUGCAAAUAAACUGUUUCACUGUCACCAAUGUGCAAAAGUAUUCACUUCGUUAUCUGCUCUGUGCAAACAUCAGCGUGAUCAUCCAGGACUCAAAUCACUCCCAUCAGUGGAUCACAGAAGCACACAGCCCCACUCCACUGACGACUGGCUGUUGGCCAACACCCACAACGACUUUUACAGCCGCUUUGAUGAUCCAUCAACCAGUCUUCACACCUCAAUAGAGACUUCCCCAACAAUAGAGACACUUUGGGUGUUUGCGUCUCAGCGUUUUCUGGAUCCUGUUGAUGCCUGUUUGGUGCCUGUGGUCGGCUUAGAUGGUGAUGCUCCUCGGCCUCGCUGCCCAUGCCCUCCCAGGCUAAACCUCCGCUGCGGCGGGUUUCUGGACCUCCUGAACCCCGAGCGCCAACUCCAGCUCCUGCUAGGAUUGGCCUGGUGA